GUAUAGUGCUAGUGCUAUCAGGGAAGCGUACGAGCGUUAAACAACCAUCAUCACUAACAAGAAAAAAAAUUAUGGAAAAUUCGUCAAGCUCGUUCGGUGCUCAGAUAGUAAAUCAAACGAUUUCAAGUGUCCUUGUGGAAUGGGAUCCAGUAGCAGAUGCUGACGUGUACAAAGUCGAACAACAUCAUAAACCCGAUAUUUGGAGGAGAGUUUACUGGGGUUCGAAACCAUCGGCCAAAGUUGACCAUUUGGAUGAAAACUUUUGCUACAAGUUUCGUAUUACAGCACUGAAAUUCCAAUCGGAGGAAGAAAGAUAUACUACCCUGGCGACAUCGGAUACAAUCAGGGCUACAACACUCCCAUCGCUGCCAUCAACAAUUCAACUUUAUCGUGCAAUUAGGAAAGGACAACAAUUUUUAGUGAAACGACUGAUCAAUAGUCGAAGAAACCUAGUGGACAUCCCUUCUCCAAAUGGCUACUAUCCUUUGGCAAACGCAAUCAUUUUCGGUGAAAUAGACAUAAUCGAUAUUCUGCUCAGUGCUGGUGCCAGUGUCCACACUGGAAACAGAAUAAAUGGAGCUACUCCCCUACAUCUCGCUUUCUACUAUGGACAUAUUACAGUUUCUAAAGUGCUAAUGAAUAAAAACGCGAAAUUAAGCGCGGUGGAUUGCAUAAAAUUAACUCCAGCACACUAUGCAGUUAUCGCAGAACAACAGGAUAUUCUGAAGUUUGCCAUUGAAAAUAAAUGCGAUAUGGAGGCAAAGGAUAUUUGUGGAUGGACUUUGCUUCUUAGAGCCGUGUCAAUGGGUUGCAGUUUGCCUAUCAUAAAACUUCUGGUGAGUAGUGGAGCCAACAAAGGUGCCGUCGAUAAAUGUGGACUGACUUGUCUAGAAAUCGCAGAAGCAAUGAAAAAUGAAGAAAUUGUAAAUUAUUUCCGUAUGAAAUAAUAAUCCUUUUUUGAAUACAAUUGCAUUAAUAAAUGAAUAAUGAAAAUAA
Messenger RNA from Hermetia illucens (black soldier fly), 996 nucleotides. It is a transcript of the gene flip, whose product is annotated as fibronectin type 3 and ankyrin repeat domains protein 1. Bases 72 to 947 code for a protein of 291 amino acids. The record is from RefSeq and is a predicted model, not a curated record. NCBI's taxonomy places the organism in Eukaryota, Metazoa, Arthropoda, Insecta, Diptera, Stratiomyidae. Gene Ontology annotation, cellular component: cytoplasm. The transcript is spliced from 5 exons. Gene Ontology annotation, molecular function: protein binding.